AGUUAUAAAACGUGUAAACAAGUUUGUUACGGUACAACUGUUAACAAUGUAGUACAUGAUUGAUAUACGACUAUAGGAUAUUUGUAUGGUAGAUUUAUGUUAUCAAUAUCAAUAAUUACCCAGUCAGUAAUACGUUAUUAAUUUUUAUACAGUUUAUCACACCUUGAUGAAUUACCUAUAUAACUCUAUAAGUUUAUCAUAGUAAGAGUCAGCAAAUCAAGAGCGUACCGGAUUUCUACGCAAAAUGGGAAUAUCAAAUCUAUUGACUGGAAUUGCUGUGUUGGUAGCAGGAAUAGCUGUUGUGUGUAAUUUACCACCAUCUUAUAAUCCUUUAAUGACAGAAGCUCAAAAAGCAACAUUGAAAUAUUUAGCAGAUGCCAAGUUACAGACAAUAGAAUCCAACCCAAAACAAUUCUUGGGUAAAGAUUUGUGGGAGAAGAAAGGUGCAGUUAUAAUGGCUGUCAGGCGUCCAGGUUGUUCUUUAUGUCGAGAGGAGGCAGUUGGACUAUCAUCAUUAAAACCUAAACUUGAUGCUCUUGGUGUUGAAUUAUAUUCUGUAGUUCAUGAAACACUGGGUGUUCCAGAAUUCAAGCCAUACUUCAAAGGUCCUGUUUAUUUAGACAAAGAGAGAAGAUUUUAUGGUCCUGUAGAGAGAAGAAUGCUUGUAACAGGGUUUUUACGGAUCAGUGUAUGGAGAAAUUUUAUAUCAAAUUGGCGGAAUGGGGUUGAGGGCAACCUGGAAGGGGAAGGUAGUAUAUUAGGAAGUGUUUUUGUAAUUGGACCAGGAAAGCAAGGAAUAUUAUUUGAACACAGAGAGAAAGAGUUUGGAGACUAUGCUAAUUUAACAGAGGUUUUAAAUGCAGUGAAUCAAAUACGUUCUUAAUAUUAGGACAUAAUUUAUAGCCAGUAAUUGUUUUUGUUGAAAUAUGAUAAUAGUGCAUUUUUUUUACUAAAAGUUAUGUAUGUGUCACUAUUUUUAGAAAUCUUUGCAUAAUUUUAUUGUGAUAUAUAUUUAAUGGAAUUCAAACACAAUACUCAAGUUAAUUGUAUAAUUAUUAAGUGCUACUUAAAGAUGAAUUGUCCCUGUGGAGAUCUAUGCCGGUGUGUACAAAAUAAUUUAUUGUAAUAUGUAGAAUCGCAAUACUCAAAUUAAUUGUGAAUAUUAUAAAGUGCUACUCAAGGGUUUUGGAUUCUUUGCACGUUUUUUCUGGUGAGUACAAAAUGAUUUUUUUUUAAUUUGGCAUAAUUUAUCUAUACAGUUACAAGGGUCAUUUUGAAAUUAGAUUGUAAUUGUAUGGAAACUUUGAGAUAAAUCAUACCAAUGCCUUACUCUUAUUAGACUAAACUUUCGAUAGUAAGGUUAGUCAAAAAUAAUUCUGAAUAUGAUAUUUACAUUAUUCAGAAUUAAUGGCAUUUCUUUGAAAUUGUUUAAAAUUAAUCUUGUAAGAAAUGGUUUCUGAAUAAUUGUUCCAUCUAGGUUAAUCAUAACCUAAACUAUUACAAAGCAUACUGAUUGGAAGUCACAAUUUACAUUAUUUAGAAUGUUUUGAUUUUAACACGAGUUUAGCUGUUACCAAUAAGUCCCACACUUCUGAAUUAUUCUCUGUGAUCAAAUUGAUAUUUUUUCAAAAAUGAAAGACCAAGGUUUUGAUGCAUAUAUUAGGGUAAAGUGUAUAUAAAUGUUAUUGUUAGUGCUACUUAAUAUAUAUGGAGCACAGUAAUCCCAUUAUUAUGUAUAGAAAUUUAAGUGGGCAAUUUUAGGAACUACUAAUUGAUUAUUUGAUGUUUUAUUGUAAAAUGUUGGUGGUUAAUUUAUUUUUGUAUGUGAUUAUAUAGUAAUAGAAAUGCAAUUUCAAAUAAAAGUUCCAAUUCAU
This is a messenger RNA of Patella vulgata (common limpet), 1874 nucleotides long. RefSeq names its product peroxiredoxin-like 2A. The transcript has 6 exons. The record is from RefSeq and is a predicted model, not a curated record. Bases 245 to 883 code for a protein of 212 amino acids. NCBI's taxonomy places the organism in Eukaryota, Metazoa, Mollusca, Gastropoda, Patellidae.